Messenger RNA from Panthera uncia (snow leopard), 1424 nucleotides. It is a transcript of the gene CFAP300, whose product is annotated as cilia and flagella associated protein 300. The transcript has 8 exons. Bases 1 to 891 code for a protein of 296 amino acids. NCBI's taxonomy places the organism in Eukaryota, Metazoa, Chordata, Mammalia, Carnivora, Felidae. The record is from RefSeq and is a predicted model, not a curated record.
AUGGCGGCCGGGGAGCCGAGGGAUUCGGGCAGCUACUACUUCAGAUUCCUGCCUCAGAGAACCUUCCAGUGUCUGAGCACCCAGGAGACCACCAGCCGGCUCCGCCAGUGGUCCAUGCUGGGCAGAGUCGCGGCUCAGGCGUUCGGCUUCGACCAGACGUUCCAGGCCUAUCGCAAGGACGACUUCGUCAUGGCUUUUUUCAAAGACCCAAAUGUUAUUCCUAAUUUGAAGUUACUUUCAGAUUCUUCUGGACAAUGGAUUACAUUAGGAUCUGAAGUGAAAAAAAUUGAAGCCACAAAUGUUCCUUGUACACAGCUUUCAAUGUCAUUUUUUCAUCGGUUAUAUGAUGAAGAUAUUGUACGCGAUGAUGGACAUAUCAUUAAGUGUUUAGAUUCUUUUUGCGAUCCCUUUCCUAUAUCUGAUGAAUUACGAAAAGCGGCUCACAAGUCUGGCUCCUUAACCACAUUGCACACCUCCUCCCUGAGGGCCCCAUGUGGAAGCACACGGGGAGAUCAGCCGCAGGUUUUACUAGUGGAAGACUCAGAAAAAUAUGAAAUAUUUAGCCAAGCUGAUAGAGAAGAGUUCCUGUUUUGUCUUUUCAAACAUCUUUGCCUUGGUGGAGCCCUUUGUCAGUAUGAAGAUGUGCUUAAUCCAUAUCUGGAAACAACAAAGCUUAUCUAUAAAGAUCUAGUGAGUGUUCGAAAGAAUCCUCAAACCAAGAAAAUACAAAUUACCUCUUCCAUCUUUAAAGUUACGGCAUAUGAUUCCGCUGGCAUGUGCUACCCUUCAACAAAGUCUCAUGAACAGACAUUUUCUUACUUUCUUGUGGAUCCGAUCAGGCGUCAUGUUCAUGUUCUAUACCACUGUUACGGUGUGGGGGAAAUGUCUUAACAGUAUUCUUUCAGAUUAUCGAUUUUACUGUUUUUACCAAUUUUUUAUUUUGACGUCAUUUUAUAGCGUCUCCUUUGCCAGUUAAUUUAAGUAAAAUGUAGAGAAGCCGCAUAGAACAGAAGGACGCAGUACAAGAUGCCUGUCCUUAGAUUUGCCUGGAGUGGCAGCAUAGGGACCGACCUCCAUCCCUACCACGGUCUACACCAAUAUAGUUGUGGACAAUUUACAGAAAGUUACAAGGAACCAAAAAUCCAGUCCGUAUCUGUCGCAUUAGGAUUCAAGUAAGGCCUCGAUUUUCCACGUAUUUUACUUUAGAAGCUAAUUAAUUUUAGCUUGAAACUGUGGCAGAAAACUGACCAUCUCUCCACUGAUCAUUAUUAUCAACUGUUAGCUUUUCAAAUUUGAGUUUCAUUUAAUUGCAUUUCUUCAUUGCAUAAAGAUUUACACGUCCAGGGUGGAAAAUGCAUAACAAUUCCUUUGCUUCGUUUGUCCCAGUUAAAAUCCUCAAUAAAAAAGUCAUGUUCUGAAAGUAA